Messenger RNA from Ficedula albicollis (Collared flycatcher), 1656 nucleotides. Its product is annotated as poly(A) polymerase gamma-like. Lineage: Eukaryota; Metazoa; Chordata; Aves; Passeriformes; Muscicapidae. The record is from RefSeq and is a predicted model, not a curated record. Gene Ontology annotation, molecular function: poly(A) RNA polymerase activity; RNA binding. The transcript has 14 exons. The coding region runs from base 1 to 1377 and encodes 458 amino acids. Gene Ontology annotation, cellular component: nucleus.
AUGAGUUUUAACUUGAGACAUUACAUCGUGCUGACUGCCAGUGCCUUUACAGAAGAGCAUCACUUAAACUGGAUUGGCCUCGUCGAGUCUAAGAUCCGUGUGCUGGUUGGAAACCUGGAAAGGAAUGAAUUUAUAACUAUUGCACACGUGCAGCCACAGUCUUUCCCUGGCAAUGAAGUUCUCUAUAAACAACAUUACAUCGUGCUGACUGCCAGUGCCUUUACAGAAGAGCAUCACUUAAACUGGAUUGGCCUCGUCGAGUCUAAGAUCCGUGUGCUGGUUGGAAACCUGGAAAGGAAUGAAUUUAUAACUAUUGCACACGUGCAGCCACAGUCUUUCCCUGGCAAUGAAGUUCUCUAUAAACAGAGUGGAUAUGUGUCAAUGUGGUUUCUUGGGCUUGUAUUUAAGAAAGCAGAAAGUGCAGUAAAGACUAACGUUGAUCUAACACAUGGGAUACAGUCAUUCACAGAUACAGUUUACAGGCAGGCUAGUGCCCUCAACAUCCUAAAGGAAGGUAUGAAGAUUGAGGCAACUUAUGUGAAGAGAAAGCAACUCCAUUAUUUUUUGCCAGCAGGAACCUUGCAGAAAAGAAAGAAGCAAAGGGUGUCAGAUAUUAGUCAAAAUAAUAGUGGACUUCAGUGCAAAAGGUCUUCUUUAGGUGAAAGCUGUUUGGAUGGUUCCAAAGACAGAGAUUCCAGAACACCCUCUAAUUCCUCUUCGUUAAAUAAGAUAUCUAAGUUGGACAUCUCUACAGCAGAGACAGAAAGAAAUGUUGAAUGUCAGAGUUGUAGUGGUGCCAACAGUGUAGCUGAGCCAUCAACGUCUAAGGGACUUUGCAUUCCUGUGACUGAUCCAAAGAUGGAGGCUACAGUUGCACUAAGAACAUCGGGACCUCCAAUGGGUUGCACCAUUCCAGGAUAUAACACGGUUUGUCAACUCAGAACGUGUUUUGUGCAAGGACAGCAUAAAUUAAGUGGGACUCUAUUCACGGAUCCUAGGAGUGCUUCACCUAAGCAACAUUAUUCACCAACCUCUAAAGUAUCUCGUCCACCUACAUCAAGAGAAUGCCCCCAAAAAGCCAUAGAUGGAGAAAAGCCAAAUGUGUGGGACUCGGAUUUCACAGAAAGCGGAUACCCUCAAGAUGGGAGGAAGAAAGCUACAAAAAAUGGUGUCCUUGAUGGAAAAUCCAUGCAGAUUCCAGUGAUCACAUCAAGAUCACAGAGGCUUUCCAGUAAAGAACUGCCAGAUUCCUCAUCUCCUGUUCCAACAAAUAGCAUUCGUAUUAUUAAAAGAUCCAUCAAACUUACCCUUAAUGGGCUUUUAAGAAGAAUAUUCAGGGUUUUGAGAAGAGCAUUCAGGAAGAAUUUAGGUUACUAGUUUCUCAGACUCAGUCCAUUGAUGAAUUACACGUCUUAUCUUAAUGUAUCUUGACACAUCAGAUGUCAAGUGUGAUGUUAAGUGAUGUCAGUGUUCCCGGAGUUUCCCUGGAUGUUGCAGAAGUUCGAUGCUGCCCCAGGACUCUGCAGAUUAGAAUUCAGCUGUUUGUAAAUAAAGUUCAAACUUACUCAACUGCAGUGUUCUCUGUUACAGUGAUUGAAAGGGAAGUUACGCCUGCAUAAGGACCCAGUGAUAGAAGCUCUUUGAUAUCAGAUUGCU